AUGCCUCCUAAGAAGGAUACAUCCAAAUCGACUGAAAAAUCAAAAGAAGCUGAUGAUAAAAUGAAGAAGCUCUGUGAAGAAAAAUAUAUGAAGGAGCAUGAGAAGAGAUCUUAUCUGGAUGAUCCAUACAAGUCGAAGGCAGGCUCCUCGAAGGCGAAGAAACCCAAAAAGGUAAAGUCUGUUCCAAGCCAUGUUUCAGGCGACAGUUUGGAUGAAGAGGGCGAAGAAGAGUCUGACUACUACUUUCCCAUUAAGAAGUUUCUUCCAAAGAAGAAGGAUCCAAAGAAGAAGGACCCAAAGAAGAAAGAGGAGGAAGAAGAGGCUUCAGAAGAAGAGGACGAAUUCUGGGAAUAA
Messenger RNA from Drosophila bipectinata, 354 nucleotides. Its product is annotated as protein FAM133-like. The record is from RefSeq and is a predicted model, not a curated record. NCBI's taxonomy places the organism in Eukaryota, Metazoa, Arthropoda, Insecta, Diptera, Drosophilidae.